AUUAGAGUGAAAUUUUGAGCGCAGUCGUGCGUGUACUACUACUUACCUGGUACUGAGCACCGUCCACCAAAUAAGAUACCAAAAGAGAAAGCAAUAUCACAGUCUGAAUGAUGUACAUCUUUGAACUGCGUUUGUGAGCUCGUUCUCAUUGAGAAUGCUUUUAACCUUUUAUGAGUCUUAAAGGUCAGUGGCGCAGGGACAUGAAAAAACACGUUUAAAAUCARGAAGUCUACUUUCAGGGGAGGACUGAGAUUGUGACCUUUCGUCAUAAUUAAAAUGAGAGUCGUAAUAAUUAAAAUGAGAAUUUCUUUCAAACGAAGGGAAACUUUAUUCAGCUUUAUAUUCAUUCAUUGCACGAAUAUUUUAUAUAGUUUCACUUUUGAGGACGUGAAUCAACAUUUUGCUAGCAAAUUACACAUCAACGUGAAAAAACACGCAUUCACACACUGAUCCCAAGGGGSAAGGAGUGAGUGGGAGGAUUUACGACUUUACAGCUGCAUAUGACGUCACAGUUCAAAGCGGAACCCCAAUAUUUUGRAUGYUGGGUACCCUGUGCUAAUUUGCUARGCAGCCAGGCCUUGGCUCCCUGUGGGAGACUAAGUCGAAURAGCGCGAAAAGCAAAAUAACAAAAAUGGAAGAGGCUACGUAUUUGAUAGUAAAUCGACAAUUAAAAGAUCUUGUACGCUUACAGGAGAAUAUGUUGGCUAAAGCUAAUGCCAUGUGCAACUCAAAAAAUGAAAAUGUUGUUCCACUAAGCGAUUAUGAAAGAUUGUCGAAUCAACUUGAGGACGAAAAACUUGAACACAUGAAGACCAAGGCAAAGCUUGCCAGUGAAAGCGAAAAGUUGGAGUUUGCCCUUGGUGAAAUUGAUAUUCUUACUAAACAAUUACAAAGAGAAAAGGAUGCAUUUGAGAAAGCGUUUGGAAACUUAAAGCACAUUGCCACGGAAGAAUCGCAAGCAAAAGCUGAAUUACUGAACAAAUGUGGAGAAAUGGAAGUUAUUUGCAGCAAACAAGAUGAUAUUUUGACAUCAAAAGAUGCAAAAAUCAAAGAUCUCAAAGYUCGUCUUGCUAAGCAGAAGGAAAAUCAUAAACAACAACUGUCUGAACUUGAAAUUCAACGUCAGCAGGAACGAUACAUAAUUAUGAACACAAAAGACACUAACAAUAAAAGACAAAAACGAGUAAGUUUUAGAUAAAGUAUGUUCAUGAUAUAUUGCUAAAUGCUAGAAAAAGAGAUCUGCUUAAUCUUACAUACAAAGAUAUGAAUAUGAGGAMUGCAYGSCACUAGUCUUACAUAAAUCUCAGUAAGAUCACCCAGGCCUAGUCUGCAUAGCAGGAUCAUGAAGACUUUUCCUAUUGAAUUACAUGUUGAAGAGCAACUUAUAUGAUAACAUUAAGUCUUCGAUUUUUAAUAUCAUUAUGGAUUGAAUAGGAUGGAGAACUGAAAAASUAUGUUAAAAUUGUUUAUUGCAAAAUGACCAUAUUACAAGAACAAUAGUCAUCAUAACAUUCUAAUAUUUUCAUAMUACCGAUAAGUAAGGUAAAUUAACAUUAUUUGAUGUACAUAUGUAUUUGUAGACAAGAACCAGCACUCAUUUAUAAAUAAAAUACACACAUAAUGCAAAAACUUUUUAUUUSCAUCAUUAUUACAAGA
Molecule: messenger RNA, 1657 nt
Organism: Exaiptasia diaphana
Lineage: Eukaryota; Metazoa; Cnidaria; Anthozoa; Actiniaria; Aiptasiidae
Product: spermatogenesis-associated protein 24
Exons: 5
Coding region: 501-1199 (232 amino acids)
Cellular component (GO): cytoplasm; nucleus
Molecular function (GO): DNA binding
Source: RefSeq, a predicted model, not a curated record